Aureobasidium uvarum is the source of this 384-nucleotide messenger RNA. The record is from the annotation of a GenBank genome assembly. Lineage: Eukaryota; Fungi; Ascomycota; Dothideomycetes; Dothideales; Saccotheciaceae.
ACGAAUAUGUGUGGCACCGAAUCUUCUCGUCCAGUCCUCGGCGGCACAAUCGCCAUCUUAAAGUCCCUUGGUGAAUCAACAUUACCAGACUUAUCGCUCAUCUUCCACCAAGACGAAGCUUCAACCACGACAGCGACAUUUCAAUCUUCCACGGUACCGGCCACAAACGAUACAGAGUUCAGCAGUUGCCAGAUUGUAAUCUUAGCUUCAACACCCGCGACAUCAAUCUUACACGCAUUUCCAUUGUCGACGUUCACAACGCAGUCAUUCAGCUUGCCUCAUAAGCUCGAUUUGGGAGUUGGUGGCGAAGGUAUCAUUGGCAGAAGAGUUGGACUGGUCAGACAGGCUCAGGUAUUGAGGCAAGGCAUCAUCGGGUGGAACUAA